Messenger RNA from Galdieria sulphuraria, 1215 nucleotides. RefSeq names its product threonine dehydratase. Lineage: Eukaryota; Rhodophyta; Bangiophyceae; Galdieriales; Galdieriaceae. The record is from RefSeq and is a predicted model, not a curated record. The transcript has 2 exons. Gene Ontology annotation, molecular function: threonine deaminase activity; L-serine ammonia-lyase activity. Gene Ontology annotation, biological process: L-serine catabolic process; L-threonine catabolic process. Bases 34 to 1038 code for a protein of 334 amino acids.
AGAAACUCUUAUCAUUGGCCAUAAUUGUUUUUGAUGACGAAACAAGACGAGAGCCUUGUAGAUAAUAUCAUUGCUGCCGAGUCGAGGCUAUUGCAACUUCGAGCCAAUAACGAACUUCUAAUUAGACGUACACCACUAGAUCUUUCUCAUCCUCUGAGCAAGGAACUCGGAGCGCAGGUGUUUCUGAAACUGGAGUCGGAACAAGUUACUGGUACCUUCAAAGUUCGUGGUGCCUUCAAUAAGCUGUUAAAUCUUCAUCCACUUCAUAGUCAUUCACCGGUUGUAACGGCUUCGACUGGAAAUCAUGGUGCUGCCGUGGCACACGCAGGCUCAGUAUUGAAGAUUCCUAUUUGUAUAUUUCUUCCUCGAAAUGUACAGUCGACCAAAGUUGAUAAAUUGUCCAAUUAUGAUGUGGAACUCCGGUAUGAAGGAAAUGACUGUUUAGAAGCAGAAUUGACUGCCAAGCGCUAUGCCGAAGAACGACAAGGGAUCUAUAUAUCUCCAUACAAUGAUUGGGAUAUUGUUGCUGGUCAAGGCACUAUCGCACCAGAAAUUUGUCAACAACUGGGAAGCAGCGUAGAUAUUAUUUAUGUAACGGUUGGUGGUGGUGGUCUCAUUGGUGGAAUGGCUGCCUAUUUGAAAGCCAUUUUUCCACAUUGUCUAGUCAUUGGUUGUCUUCCUGAAAAUUCUCCUGUGAUGUAUCGUUGUGUACAAGCUGGUGAAAUCAUCGAGUAUCCAUGUAGCGAUACUUUAUCGGAUGCAAGUGCUGGUGGUGUAGAGCCCGGUUCGAUAACUUUUUCUCUUUGUCAGCAAUACGUGGAUGAUUAUGUAUUGGUCAAUGAAGAAGAGAUAAGUGAAAACAUUCGUUAUAUGGUAGACAAGCAUAAGAAGAUAGUGGAAGGAGCAGCAGCUGUCGCUAUUGCAGCGUGUCGCAAAGAUCGUCAGCGUCAGAUGUCUUUGAACAAGUCCAAAUUGAACAUAGUUGUCGUUGUUUGUGGUUCCAAUAUCGGUUAUGAGACACUCAAGAAAUGUUUAUGAGUUAUAGUUCAUUUUCCAUUUCCAUAUAAAUAUUUCCUUUUACAUCCUUUUCAGUGGAAGUUGCAAUCGAUUCAUAACAACUUGCAACAGCUUUCAUUCAUUCAUUCGGGAAAGAGAGGACCAAGGGCUUCUCUUAUGGGAAAUGAUAACUUGCAAAAGAAACAACAGAAAAGUGUG